GUGGCUCCGCCUCCUCUGCUGUGGAUCACAUGACCUGUCUCUGUUGGACUGAUCAGACAUGAUGAUGAUGCAGGAGACUCAGGAUCGUCUGCAGCUCAUCACAGAGAAGAAGAAGCUGCAGACAGAAGUGGAGAACAAGAGACGUCAACUGGAGGACGACAGGAGAACACUGCAAUACCUGAAGUCUAAGACUCUGAGGGAGCGAUGGCUGCUGGAUGGAGCACCCUCUGCUGGACCAGACCAGAACCAGGACCAGGUCCAGAGACAAGUAGAGCAGGACGAGGCCAAGACCAGGAGCCUGGAAGAGACUAUCAGCAGGUUGGAGCAGGAACUGGUCAGUCUGGAAAUUGAAGAUGAGUGUCAGACCAUAACACUUCCAGUGGCCACAGGAUCAGUCAAAGCUACAGAGGUCAGAGGUCAAGGAGCUCCACAUCCCAUUGUCCACGAGGUUAAAGUUCACACAAGUCCUCAGAUCAACACACCAAGAGAAUCGAUGGAGAUGAAGAGAGCGGUGUACUCGGUGGAAAUUACCGUAGAGCGAGACAGACUGACGGGAGAAACCCGGGUUCUGUCCACUAACACUACACUUCCUGUUGACCUUUCUCAACAAGGGAUCAAAGUUUAUGAGGACGAGCAGAAAGUGGUCCAUGAAGUGAACGGUGAAGACGGCGUCCACCUGCUCAGCUGCUCCGAGGUCGAUGAGCUCAUCCACAAGGCUGAUGAAGCCUCCAUGAUGUCGCAGACUGUUGCUACGGUAACCUCACUCUCAACGGCAGAAUUCCAGGAGGAGGCGGGGCCUGAGCUUCAGCGGUCGCAGUCUCAGGUCGCGGUGGAGAUCGUGGGACUUGAGGCUAAACCUUCCACCGAGCUUGACGUGUCUGAGGCCAGCGCCGAGAAACCGGUCACCAUGGUGUUCAUGGGAUACCAGAGUGUGGAGGACGAGGCGGAGACUAAGAGGGUGCUGGGGCUACAAGGCACAGUGACGGCCGAGCUGGUUGUCAUUAACGACGCCAACGGCAAAAUGUCCCCAGGAGGACGAGUGGAGGAAGAGGCUUGCAGCAGAGCGCAGACAGAAGCUCUGCCUCCUCUCACCUCCUCUGCCUCUUCUGACUCACCACCAAGGGCCAAACCUCCGGCGGCCAUGAUGGCAAGCAAUGGGGAGACAGCGACGAGGGAGGCGGAGUGUGAGGCGGGGGGAGUGGUGGAAGUGAAGAAGAAGAAACAGCCGUGCAUGUGCUGCAGCAUCAUGUGAUUCUGAAGGGGGCGUCACUUCACCGUAUAAUAAAAUAAAUCAUAUAACAAUAAAAAGAGACAUGAACUGAGCUCCACCCACUGCCCUCAAGCCUGCCUCUAACAUCAUGAUGUAAUUUCCUGCUUUCUGACACUGGACUGCAUAUAUUUUAUAAAACCAGUUUGACUUUGUUCUGUUAGCAUCAGUGUUAACAUGAGUGUUAGCAUCCAUGUUAGCACUAGUGUUAGCAUCCUUGUUAGCAUCAGAAUUAGUAUUAGCGUCAGCAAUAAUGAUGACACUUAAAUGUACUUAUUUAUGAUUAUCAGUAUGAACGUUAGUAUCAGUGUUAUGCAUUAGCAUUAGCAUCAGUGCUUUAACUGUCUGUAUCUGCCGCUGUUUUAUAAAAUAAAGUGAGGAAACAAACAAAA
Solea solea (common sole) is the source of this 1659-nucleotide messenger RNA. It is a transcript of the gene palm1a, whose product is annotated as paralemmin 1a. The transcript is spliced from 10 exons. Gene Ontology annotation, cellular component: membrane. Gene Ontology annotation, biological process: regulation of cell shape. The coding region runs from base 59 to 1252 and encodes 397 amino acids. The record is from RefSeq and is a predicted model, not a curated record. NCBI's taxonomy places the organism in Eukaryota, Metazoa, Chordata, Actinopteri, Pleuronectiformes, Soleidae.